Messenger RNA from Cooperia oncophora, 552 nucleotides. Lineage: Eukaryota; Metazoa; Nematoda; Chromadorea; Rhabditida; Trichostrongylidae. The record is from the annotation of a GenBank genome assembly.
AUGAGCCCUUCCUCUGACUGCUCUUCUCUUGUUUUCAGAAAGAUGUCCGAAGACCACAGAUCGUCGUUCUGGCAUAUGUCUCGAAUGAUGGAUCGCAUUAUGGACGAAUACAUAAGGGAUAUGCAGAGAAAUUGCAACCAGCCCAUUGCACCAUAUUGGCGCGCCGCCGAUCACUCAGUUCUGCAAGUUGCAAACGAUGCACACCAGGUUGUUGACGAUGACAAGAAGUUUGCUGUCUCGUUGGAUGUUUCACAGUUCAAGCCAGAAGAGCUGAAGGUUAAUUUGGAUGGCAGGUUGUUGACAAUUGAAGGCAAGCAGGAAUGCAAGAAUGAGAACAGCUUCAUGGCUAGGCAAUUUGUCCGUUCCUGGACUCUACCUGAAGACGUGAAUUUGGAAGGUCUGAAAACUGAUCUUAGCGAUAAAGGCAAACUCACCAUUGAAGCUCCAAAGAUCCCGAACACUUCAAGGAAGAACAUUCCCAUUAUGCAGCAACAGAGUCACAGCACCCACAUUCACUCCCACAGCCACAGUCACGGUCAAAGUGAUAAUUAG